Coffea arabica (coffee) is the source of this 549-nucleotide messenger RNA. Lineage: Eukaryota; Viridiplantae; Streptophyta; Magnoliopsida; Gentianales; Rubiaceae. The record is from RefSeq and is a predicted model, not a curated record.
AUGAGGAGGAGGAUCCCAUUGGACGAUGCACUAUGGGCAUAUAGGACGGCGUACAAGACACCCAUUGAAAUGUCCCCUUACCGGUUGGUAUUUGGGAAACCAUGUCACCUCCCGGUCGAGUUCGAGCAUAGAGUGUUUUGGGCGGUCAAGCAAUGCAAUAUGAAUAUCAAGGAGGGCAGAAUUCAAAGAAAGUUGCAAUUACAAGAAUUGGAGGAGAUUCGAAAUGAAACAUACGAGAACGCGGUGAUUGAUAAGGAGAAUAAUAAGAUAUUUCAUGACCAACAGAUUUCUAGGAAGACAUUUGUGUGCGGGCAAAAAGUUCUACUGUACCACUCAAAAUUGAAGAUAUUUCGAGAUAAAUUACGUUCUUAUUGGAUUGGUCCUUUUGUUAUGACUAAUGUCUUUCAUUAUGGUGCAAUAGAGAUCCAGAGUAUGAAAAUGGAGAAGAAAUUUGUAGUGAAUGGCCACCGUUUCAAACCGUAUCAUGAAGAGUUUCCGGUUGAACGGGUGAAGAUGGUGAAACUGGAAGACCGAAUUCGCUUAGUUUAA